GUUAGGGAUCUCUUGGGUCGAGGCGGAUCACGUGUACUUCGGCCGAAUUUUUGGAUUGUCGAGCGUAUUGUUGAUUCUCUGACUGAAUACUCGGGGUUUCAGUGAUCAAGGGUCUUGUCCUUCUGCUUUUUCGACCUUCUUCGAGGUCGAUAUACUCACGGGUUGGUUCAGGGACCAGUAGGAAGCGUCCUUUUUGCGGCUCUGCGAUACAUCUGAGGGCGAUACAUGUGUGUGGAGAGGGGGAUGUGGCAACAGUGCACUUGUGAAAACGAUCUCGCAGGAGUUUGUGCUCCGUAGGGACGAGUUGGAGAGCAAGCAUACCUGUGCGGUAUUACCCUAUUGUGGGUGGUUCGGGGAAAGGGGGAUUCGUAUAAAUGUAUGAUGUGAUUCUGGUGAUUCGGAGGAAGUGUUGAUAUUAGGUUGAAAGGGGGUUGAAUAGAAGAAUUAAGUUUGUUAAGCAAUUCAUUUCGUAAAGAUUUUUUUUUUUUUAAUGGGAUUCUAUAUUAAAUUUUUUUAGUGUCAGUGCGGACACUAAAAAACGGUAAAAGUGGUUGAUUGGGGGUAUCUAGAGUGAAUUUAGUGGAUAACAUUGGGUGAGGGAAAAGUGCGAGAUUUCGGUCGAGCCGGUGAUAAUGACUUGACGCGGUCGGCCUUCACUGAGAAUCACAACAAAGUACACACUGAGUAAAAAUGGGCACUAGAGCAGUCGGCGUAGGUGCAAGUACAAGUUCAAUCGGUGUCUUAGGUGAAGCCGGUCUUGCUGGUGUUCCCCGGCUCCUCGAGGACUUGGCUAGACUCUCAGAGGACAAGGACUCCGCGGACAUUGUUUUCCUUCUCGGCAGGGAUGAAACCCCCGUCUACGGUCACCGUAUAAUCCUUCAAGCCAGAUGUAAGAAUUUCACCGCACCGAAGCGAAUCGGCGCAUCGGGGAAUCCCACUCCAGUCCGCAUGCCGCAUGCACAUCCAGAAACAUUCCGGCAAUUCGUGCACUACGUGUACACUGGAAAGAUUAUGCUGCAGGACAGCGGUAUCUUUGAGAUGCUGGCACUUGCCCAGGAAUUGGGUGUCGAGGAGCUUUGGCGGAGUUGCGAGGAGCAUGUUUCUGCUACGCUGAGUCCUGGUAAUGCAUGUGCACUUCUGACCGCGGCAUUGGAUGCCCAGGAGAGAGUUCUCGGUGGCAAAGGUGCCUGUUCGUCAUUCAUCGAACGAUGUUACGCAUUCAUUGGAGACAAUGCUCUGGACACUGUGAAGACAACAGCAUUCUGCAAUCUGCCCAAAGAUGCGCUCGUUAAAUUAAUUUCAUCUGAUUAUCUGGGGCUCGAGGAGGAAGAUGUGUGGCGCGCUGUUCUCAAUUGGGCCAAGUAUCAGGCAGGUGUAACGCAACCGACUCAACACUGGACCGAGGAAGAACGUGCUAGGGUCUGUCAACACCUGGCUGGAGUGAUAAAUCACGUGAGACUGCUUCUCAUCGAUAGCCACGUCUUCGCUGAGGAGGUGGAACCCACCGGAGCUGUUCCCAUUGAACUCUCCUUGGAAAGAUAUCGAUAUGCAGCUGUCCCUAAUAAAUACGCAGAGAACUGUUCUGACAAACGUCUCCAACCCCGUGUGGGUCCCCUACUGUUCCCGAACUCCCAGAUCCUCUCACGAGACAAAAUGGGGUAUCAGAGACUCUUGAAUCAGUGGUAUGGGGUGUCCAAGCAAAAUUGGCGACUGAUUUACAGGGCAUCUAAUCAUGGAUAUUCAGCUGCAGCAUUUCAUCGUCAUUGUGAUGGCAUAGCUCCUACCUUCACAAUAGCUUUGGGAACUCGUGGUGAAAUUUGUGGAGGUUUCAGUGACGUUGCUUGGGAUAAAACAACGACGAAGGGUCAAUACAUAUCUUCAGAGAAGGCAUUCCUGUUUACUCUCACUAACAAUCAAGAUGUGCCACCCACCAAGUACGACUUGAUCAAGAAAUCCUUCGCCAUCUGUUAUCAUCCAGACAUUGGUCCGAUAUUUGGGGCAGGCGCAGACUUGAUGAUUGCCAAUAACUGCAACAACAAUCUGGAGAGCUACAGCAAUUUGCCCCAUAGCUACGAUGGCGAAAAUGCCUCCAACACGAUUCUAAUGGGAGAUUAUCAUUUCAGUGUUGUGGAUUAUGAAGUAUUCACUCUCAAUCAUCUUCCGCCGAAAUCCGACAGACAUUGAUUUUUAUUCUUCCUUCCUCAUCCUUCAAAUGCCCUCGGAUUUUCUGUUUGAAUAAUUUUAUUUUUAAAUUUAAACUUAAAUAUUGAAUGUUUAAAAGUUAUUGUAUUAAUUAUUAAAGAAUAUGAAAUGUAUAGAUUUUGUACUAGACAAAAUGCAAUAGGAGUUUUAAACAUUUUGCAAGGAAAAUAACAUAACAAAAUUACUUUUUGAUAAUAAAUAUAAGAAAAAUCAUCAUAAACAUGCGAAGUUUUUUUAGGGAUUGAAAAAAGAUAUUCAAUUCCUUCCGAUCUAUUUUCGAAUGUAUGAAAAAGCUCAUCAUUUCACAGCCUUUGUUCCUCAUAUUUCUAAUCCCUUCGAAUUUUCUGAUUAAAUAAUUUUAUUUUAAAUUUCAACGGAACUAUUGAAUAUUAAAAAAUUAUUGUAUUAAUAAUUAAAGAGAGAAAUUAAUUAAGAAAGUUUGUUUACCACUCGAUAAAUAGUGGACCCUUCACAAAGAAAAUUAAAUAACCAAAUUACCUUUUCAUAAGAAAUAUAAGAAAAAUUAUGGUAAACAUCUGGAAUUUUUUGUAUUGAUUGAAGAAAGACAUUAAAUUUCCCCCGAUCAAUCUUCGAAUGUAUCAAAAAGCUCAUUAUUUCACAGCCUUUGUU
This is a messenger RNA of Diachasma alloeum, 2832 nucleotides long. Its product is annotated as kelch-like protein diablo. The coding region runs from base 691 to 2184 and encodes 497 amino acids. The record is from RefSeq and is a predicted model, not a curated record. The transcript is spliced from 10 exons. NCBI's taxonomy places the organism in Eukaryota, Metazoa, Arthropoda, Insecta, Hymenoptera, Braconidae. Gene Ontology annotation, molecular function: protein binding.